Messenger RNA from Marchantia polymorpha subsp. ruderalis, 2471 nucleotides. The record is from the annotation of a GenBank genome assembly. Lineage: Eukaryota; Viridiplantae; Streptophyta; Marchantiopsida; Marchantiales; Marchantiaceae.
CCUUCUCGAGCUAGCACAUCAGCUCUGCCACCGUCUCCUCUCUCCACCCAAGUGUUUGUCCCCGGACCUCGAGUCAGUGUAGGCUACUGGGUGCCUGUCUGUGUGGACGAACACAGUGGAGCAGAGUUCUUUUUCUCCUCACGAGCGUCGACGUUCUCUACGAGCAAAGUCUCGAGAUUGGUGCACCGAAUUGUCGAGACUCGACAAGUGGAAGAGGGAGCGAAAUUUGUUUGACGUCUGAGUACUUUGUCCACGAUGUCUUCGAACGCCGAAUGGCAGGAGGGGAACUCGAAGGGUGAGCCUGGCUCGUCCUUGCAUGGAGUCACUGGUCGGGAGCCAGUGUUUCAGAUGACUAUGGCGACCGUGGGCGAGCAGGAAGCCACUGACCUCAAGGGGAGGAAGUUCGCUCUUCCAGUCGAUUCCGAGCACAAGGCUAAGACUGUGAGGCUCUAUUCCGUGGCUGCUCCUCACAUGAGGACUUUCCAUCUGUCGUGGAUCGCCUUUAUGAUCUGCUUCUUCUCCACCUUCGCCGCACCGCCUCUCAUGCCCGUCAUCCGUGACAACCUCGGGCUCACCAAGGGGGACAUUGGCAACGCCGGCAUCGCCUCAGUCGCUGGAGCUGUGGUGUCUCGUCUUCUCAUGGGCACUAUCUGCGACCUCGUGGGGCCUCGCUACGGCUGCGCCAUUCUGAUGAUGAUCACGGCGCCUGCCAUCUUCUGCAUGCCUCUGGUGUCCACUCCGGUGGGAUUCAUCCUGGUGCGAUUCUUCAUCGGUUUCUGCCUGGCGACGUUCGUGUCGUGUCAGUUCUGGAUGAGCUCCAUGUUCAACAGCAAAAUUGUGGGAAUCGCUAACGGCACGGCAGCCGGAUGGGGGAACAUGGGAGGAGGCAUCGUUCAGCUGGUGAUGCCCCUGGUGUUCGACAUCAUCCGCCGAGACAUCGGAUCCGAGAAGUUCACUGCUUGGAGGAUCGCCUUCUUUGUCCCCGGCGUGCUGCAAGUGAUGAUGGGACUGCUCGUCUUGACCCUGGGCCAAGACUUGCCCGACGGAAACUACGCGGAGCUCAAAAGAGAGGGCGAGAAAGUCAACGACAGCUUCAAGAAGGUGUUUCUGUACGCUGUCACCAACUAUCGCACGUACAUUUUUGCUCUGACCUACGGCUAUUGCUUCGGAGUGGAGCUCACAGUCGACAACAUCAUCGCCGAGUACUUCUACGAUCGCUUCGACCUGAACCUGCAGACUGCUGGAAUCAUCGCAUCCACUUUCGGGCUCAUGAACUUGUUCUCUCGCCCUCUGGGAGGAGUCCUCUCCGAUGUGGUGGCUGCGAGGUGGGGAAUGAGGGGCAGGCUCUGGAAUCUGUGGAUCAUCCAGACGGUGGGAGGAGUUCUGUGCAUCGUUCUGGGCCUGACGGGCCAGCUGGGACCUGCCAUCGCCGUCAUGCUCAUCUUCUCGUUCUUCGUCCAGGCAGCUUGCGGUGCCACCUUCGGCAUCAUUCCCUUCAUCUCUAGGAGGUCAUUGGGAAUCAUCUCUGGCGCCACUGGAGCCGGUGGAAACAUCGGAGCCGUGACGACUCAGGGAAUUUUCUUCAUGAGCUCCAAGUACACGACGGAGGACGGGAUCAUGCUGAUGGGAAUCAUGAUCGUGGCCUGCACUCUGCCGGUUAUCUUCGUCCACUUUCCGCAGUGGGGAAGCAUGUUCCUCCCCGCAUCCAAGGCCACCGAGGAAGAUUACUAUGUCUCGGAGUGGAACAAGGAGGAGCAGUCCAAUGGUCUCCAUCACGCUAGUAUGAAAUUCGCCGAGAAUGCCAAAUCUGAGCGAGGCCGCCAGUCGCCACCAAGAUCCAAAGGACAAGCUGUUGGUGUGGAUCAGCUUUGAAUACAUUCGGAAGGCGUGGAAAUCUGAUGAUAAGCUAUCGUGAGGUCAUAGCAGACACAUGUAUCACUGACAUCUUCAGCAGGAAUUUCAGCUCAGAACUCCAGCCUGAUCUUAUUUGUGGACACUUGACCGUAUUCUUAAUUCGGAGAUGUAGAUAGAUUGCAGCUUCGGUCGCCUUGAGGAAAGCCAACCUCGAGACAAUUCGAGUGCUUUCCACCGAGUGCUCCUCGUAAAAUAGCGAUAGAUUUUGCCCGGCGGUGGAAACAGACUUCAUCACUCGAAGGGUAUCUGCGAACGAGGUUGUACAUUGUGUAGCUUCUGCUCUGUACAUGAAAUUAAACAAUUGGGACUAGAAUACCACUAGAAUAUGGUGUUCUCUCCAUCAGUCCUGGACCGUCGACAGACGUAGUAGGGUCGAUCAUCCCAUCCAUGACGUGCCUGUGCUUUGUGGGCCGGGACGAAUUGUGGGUUGAAUGUAGCUGCAAAAUUCUGUAUGUUCCAAAAUUCUUUAAGUCUAAAAUCGUGACCGAUUUGCUAAAUACGGUGAAUGGUUGCGCACGCUUUUCCAUAUCCAUCGUCUUCCACAUGAGGUGUUCGGU